This is a messenger RNA of Besnoitia besnoiti, 3654 nucleotides long. Its product is annotated as zinc finger (CCCH type) motif-containing protein. The transcript has 5 exons. NCBI's taxonomy places the organism in Eukaryota, Apicomplexa, Conoidasida, Eucoccidiorida, Sarcocystidae. The record is from RefSeq and is a predicted model, not a curated record. Gene Ontology annotation, molecular function: metal ion binding. The coding region runs from base 1 to 3654 and encodes 1217 amino acids.
AUGGACUGCGAAUCCACCGUAUCCCUGGAGGGCUCGUGUGCUGACAGGAGCUCCGGAUCUUGUGUUUUCCGGUCCGAGUCGCGUGGCCUCGCGCCUGAGAGUGCAGGCGCCGUCUCUGCGUGCGGACGGCACCGUGGCUUCGACGCUGAGGUGAGGACUCGGCGGCAGGCGCCAAGCCGCUUCGUCUGCGAGACAAGUGCGACGCAGGAGCGAUCGCCCGGACGCGAAGAUGGUCGCGUGGAGACCAAGAACAACAACAUAGCUUUGCCCAACACCGGCUGUGCCUCUGAAGCCGCAACGGAGCAUCGGUGGGCGAAAGGCACGGCCGUCAACUCCCAGCAACAGGCGGGGGAAGUGCGCGGAGAUGCGAUGUCUCGUUCUCCAGCUCCGCAGAGCACGGAGGGAGCUGCGCGGGUUGAGCCUGAAGGGGAGCGCGGCGGCCUCGUCGUGACCACUCCCAGGCUGGCAGAAGGCGGGGGCUGCAUGAUGAGGCGGUGCCCGUCGGCCCCCGGUGCGAUGUCGAGUCUCGAACAAAACAGACUGCUCGAGCAGCAAAGGCUUCAAGUCCAAGUUCUCCAUCUGCAAAGGAAAGUCAUUCUCCAGGAGCAGAUGCUGCUCCAGCAGCAACAAGUGCACUACUCGUGUGGUGGAGGCCGAGAUCUGGGAAGUGCGGGUCGGGUCGACUUGGAUGCAGCGGCCUCAGCGCAUCCGUCGUACACCCGAGCAGGAAAAGACGACAGCGGAAAAUCCAGGAGAGGACGCAACGAGUCAAAAGGAGGAGGCCGGAACUAUUGCCUCACUGACAAUCCCUACAGAGCUGGGAAGAGUGGAGGCCCGCCGGUGACAGACUCGGGACACGUCGCUGGGGUGGAUGCGUCGAAUCGUGUCAGGACGGUUUCGGACACCCGACCCAAACAUGAGAAACGCCACGUGAAGGCGCGCAGUGGAAGCGCCGGAGAGGCCGAACUGCGUGAGUACGCGGGCGGGCAGAGGCAAUCAGGACGACGAGCUGGCGACGAAGGCUACCAGAAAGAUAUCUCAACUGGGCCCUCAGACGUUUCAGUAGGCGAUCGUCCGGCGAGCAGUCCCGGGUCGGCCGGCUUCUCCGCACAGGAGUUCGGAGCGAGCAAUGGUGGUAGGUGCGCCAAGGAUGUGAUUUACGUGUGUGAGGAGCCGCUGCGAGACCUUGAGGACGGCGUAGAAGGCAUUGCGGCGCCUAGUGCGGCAAGGCCUUUAGGACAGGGGGGACGCGUGGGAAAUCGAUGCCGAGCGCAGAGCGACUUCACUGAUGGCACGUUUAAGAAAAAGGGUGGACGGAUGGAGGACCAGUUUUUCAGAAUCAAGCUCUGCCCUAAGUAUAUGCGCGGUUUAUGCCGCAAAGGAGCGCGCUGCUCCUACGCCCAUGCUCAGGAGGAGCUCCGCGAUGUGCCAAACCUAUGGAAGACGAAACUGUGCACGGCUUACCGUCUUGGGAAGCCGUGUUCGCUCGAAGCAAGCUGCCCGUAUGCGCAUGGUGAGGAGGAGCUCCGAUCUACUGCAGACUACUACAAGACGAAAUUGUGCAAAUUCUGGAUGCGAGAAGGACGGUGUGAUGCGGGGAAAGCUUGCCGACAUGCGCACGGCGACCAGGAGCUUCGCAAAAGAAACUACCGUCACACGGAGUUGGAGAAGUUCGCUCUCCGGCACCACUUGGAUAUGCGACAGCUGUUAGAUGAGUUCCGCACUGGGCGUGUCCCGGCGGCCAUCCAGGAGCUCGUGUGCACCAGCGGCUCUUCAGGGACGUCAUCAGGCGGGGGACGAGGCCAUGUUGCGGCGUCUCCGUCGAGCGCUCCCAUGCAGUCAGCUGCGUAUGCAGCAGGUGCGGACGAGGGAACUAUGGGGCGUCCACGAUUCUUCUCCUUUACGGCCUCGUGUGUCGAGCGGAAACCGCGAAGCAUCUCUGGGGAGAGCAUCACUGUAGCCAGUACGGCUGCUACGGGCAGGGGUGCUGCGGAAGAGCUCAGUUGCUCCUCCGAUGCAGCUGCGGUAGGAGCCAGAGAGAUGACCGCGAAUGGCAGCACCUGGGGUGCCCCAGGGCCAGCGUACUCCUCAAUCAAGCAACAGAAGGGAUCGACGUGUUCAGGAUGUGCUGCUAACGGUGCGGCGGUCUCAGCAGUGGGGUCUGGCGGAGAGGCGCCGGACUGUGAACGCCGCGGGGGCAAUCGGGGGGGCGUCCACAGUUUCUCUGCGCCAGGACAUGGACACCACGGAGGAACAGGGCGAGGAGGGCGCCAGCGCCACGGGCAGCAUUUCCGCAAUCGGUUCGACAACCAGCCCUCCCAGCAGCAUCUGCAGCAGCCUCAUGCGAUGCCAAACGUAGCAGAUGGCCUCAAAGGGCCACCCAUGGGUGUGCCGGUCUUAGCCGCCGCUGCACCCAAGAGCCCUUCGUACGGCAUUCCGCCAAGCAUGGGACCUUACGGCUCUAUUGCGUGCCACCAGCAGGCAGCGUAUCCGUACGCCUUAAACAACUACGCUGCAAAUCUAGCGGCAUGCGGCGGCAUCCACGCUGCGGCAGCAGCAGUUGCUGCGGCGGCAGUGGCCCAGCAGCAACAGCAGCUGGAAGCGGCUGCGAAGGCUGCGGGCACCCCGUUGUACCAGGGCGUCAGUCCGUACCUCGGUGCCCCGUAUAGUUCGGCCUACGCAGGGGGAAUUCCGUACUCGGGUCCCGUGGCUGCGGCGCCGUACGCGGCCGCUGCGCCUAGCUCGUCUGGGACGCCAGCCUGCACGCCUGCCCCUUUCACUCCCCCGGCUUCAGGGCCGUACUCCCCUCCAGCUGGUCCCUUUUCUGCUGGAACACCGACCACCGCCGGGGCGACGCCUUCUCCACAGACCUCUUUCAGUGGACCCGGCGCGGUCCCCUUCUCACCGUCUUGCGCGAGUACUAGCCCGCGGGUGUCUCCUGGGAGGGAAGCAGCGACUUCGUUGGCUGUGCUGCACGCCGCAUCAGCAGCGACUUCGCCGUAUUUGGCCAGUACCCCAGCGCCUGAUAUGGCUGCGGGGAGCGCUAGUGGUUCAGCGGAUAUUGUGAGCUUCGCUUCCACGGCGCAGCAGGAGUAUUUACAGGGACCCUUGAUAGGAGCGCCGAGCAGCGCUGUCUUCGCACUCCCGGGUUCUGUUAUGAACGCUAACAGAGAGACCCCGGGGACUUGCCAUGGGGAAGCAGCCACUGCUGGCGGUGGCGCUGAUUCAGGGGCUGAGGGCAGCGACUGGAACAACCCGUCCUGCGCCGAAGUUACCGAGGGACUUCAGCUGGCAGGCACCUUGGAUGGGUCGCCACUUAGACCACCCAUAUCAGCGACGGGCUUGCCAGUUGCAUCCUCCAAUUGCACUACCGGGGGAGAAAGGCCGGGUUCGCCCGAGCACCAGGGAGUGGCUGUGUGUGCCGUUCCAAAUAUGACAGCAGGAACGUCGUUUUGCCAGUACGGCGGUGCGCCUGCUACCGCCCUCGGGGGUCUCCCGGGGGGGGCAUCGCCCGCCGUGUCCCCCUGCUACGUGCCGGCGUCAACUUACUCCGUGUAUCCGGCCGCGGCGUCACACGCAGUCCCCGUUGUGGGUGUGCCGCUAAACGAAACUGAGAGUGUUGCAGGAAGAGACACCGGUGUCGCGGGCAUGUAA